Coregonus clupeaformis (lake whitefish) is the source of this 3655-nucleotide messenger RNA. RefSeq names its product zinc finger protein 319. Lineage: Eukaryota; Metazoa; Chordata; Actinopteri; Salmoniformes; Salmonidae. The record is from RefSeq and is a predicted model, not a curated record. The transcript has 2 exons. Bases 681 to 2492 code for a protein of 603 amino acids.
UGGAUUAUUCAUGUUCCCGUGCAUGGGCAGGAUCUCUGAGGCUAGUCAGUUAGCUAGCUAGCGUUUUAUUUAAAACAUAUAUCGCCUUUUUGAGCGGGAGGAGUGUGGCCUAGCUAUCACAUAUUGACAGGGCGUUGACGAAGUUAACCACUCGGGGCAAAAUAGAAUAUUACACAUUUAGUGGGGUCAUUUCGAACGACACAAAAGCUCUGCAUUCUUUGGCUCUAGUGCCAAACCCGCUUGAACAAGAGAGCGGCCAAAUCUUCGACUGACGGAGGCUGAGUGCGGAUAUGAAAGGAGGUAUUGUUGGGCCUACGAUUUUUUUUUUCUUCUGUCAAAAUCGUCAGACGCUACAAAAAAACUAUCGUCAAAACGUUAAAGUUAUCAGAAGAGGACUGAAGACUCAUGGAGACAGUGGGUUUUAUUUUUUUCUAAAUUUAAAUGUCUUUGCAGCAGGUGUUCUUCCUCUGCAUAUAAUUUUCAGACACCUAAUCUAUUGCAUCCUAAAAACAAGCCCUUUUUUAAAUAUAUUUUUAUUUAGUGAUGUUCUCCACUGAAAUGGCAGACUAAAUUACUGACUUUCCACACUACCGACCCGUCCACCAAUCAAUGUACCUUAGAUUUUUCUUCAUAAAAGCCCCCACUACGAUACAAAACUGAAUCCCUACACGAGAGCCAGGAUGAGUGAGGCGUGGCAGCAGCAUGCUGUUGCUCCCCCUCCGGUGGUGCACACCAUACCACCGGGGGCGGAGAACGCAUUGGGCUGCGCCGUCUAUGGUAUCGUCCUGCAGCCUGACCCCACUCUGCAGCAGUCGCAGCAGCAGCAGCACCAGCAUGGCCAGCAGCACAGCCAGCAGCAUGGGCAGCAGCAGCACCCUACCCAGGUACAGCAGCCCUCUCUGCAGGUAGGGGGCGAGGGCGGUCACAAGUGUGGAGCAUGCGGCCACGACAUCUCCCACCUGGCCAACCCACAUGAGCACCAGUGUAUGGUGAGCCAGGACCGCUCCUUCCAAUGCACCCAGUGCAUGAAGAUCUUCCACCAGGCCACUGAUCUGCUGGAGCACCAGUGUGUGCAGGUGGAGCAGAAGCCCUUUGUGUGUGGUGUGUGUAAGAUGGGCUUCUCCCUGCUCACCUCGCUGGCACAGCACCACACCUCGCACAACAGCACCAACCCCAUGAAAUGCUCCAUCUGUGAGAAGACCUACCGACCGGGCUCCUCUGGGAACACCACGCCCUCCUCCUCUGCCACCAACCCUCAGCAGCCAUCUGCUGAUGGAGCCUCCUCCAGUGGGAGUGCGACAGUGGGAUCCUCUUCCUCAAUUACAUUUCCAUCGGCCCGUGACAGGCCCUACAAGUGUUCCGUCUGUCAGAAGGGUUUCAGGCACCUGUCAGAGCUGGCCCGCCACGAGCGUGUGCACACCGGAGAGAAGCCCUUCAAGUGUGACACAUGUGACAAGAGCUUCAGCCAGUCCUCUCACCUGGCCCAUCACCAGCGCACCCACAGCUCAGAGCGUCCAUACAAAUGUGCUGUGUGUGACAAGAGCUUCAAGCACCGCUCCCACCUGGUGCGCCACAUGUACGCCCAUUCCGGAGAGCACCUGUUUAAGUGCAACCUGUGUGAACUGCACUUCAAGGAGUCUUCUGAGCUGCUGCAUCAUCCAUGCCACCCACAAGGGGCACGCCCCUUCCGCUGUGCAACCUGUGGAAAGGGCUUCAAGCGUCCAUCAGACCUGCGGCAGCAUGAGCGCACUCACUCUGAGGAGCGUCCCUUCCACUGUGAGGAGUGCCAGAUGAGUUUCAAACAGCAGUAUGCCCUGGUGCGACACAGGCGCACACACAAAAACCCAUCUGACCGCCCCUUCAAGUGCAACCUUUGUGACAAAGGCUUCUUGCAGCCAUCCCAUCUGCUGUACCACCAGCACGUCCACGGCAUGGAGAACCUGUUCAAGUGCGCGUCCUGCCAGAAGGAAUUCAGUCAGUCAGGAGAGCUGCUGCGCCACAAAUGUGGUGAGUCGUCCUCUUCAUCUAGGGAGACAGACAAGCCUUACAAAUGUGACGUGUGCGGCAAGGGAUACAAGAAGAGUUCAACACUGCAGCGACAUCAGAACUCGCACUGUCAAGAGAAGCCCCUGAAGUGCUCCCUUUGUGACCGCCGCUUCCUGUCAUCCUCAGAGUUUGUGCAGCACCGCUGCGACCCGUCCCGAGAGAAGCCCCUCAAGUGUCCCGAAUGCGAGAAGCGCUUCAAGUACUCGUCUGACCUGAAUCGGCACAAGCGUGUCCACACCGGGGAGAAGCCCUACAAGUGUGCUAGCUGUGAUAAAGGCUUUAAGCAACGGGAGCACCUGGCCAAGCAUCAGAGUGUGCAUUCCAGAGAUGCCCAGUUCAAGUGUGUUUGGUGUGGAGAGCGCUUUGGAGACCUGGGAGCUUUGCAGGAGCACACAGUCCAGCACACAGCUGAAGGAGGGGGUUACCCUGUGCCACCUUGCAUAUAGUCACACCCCUCCGCUCUGUACAAGUUCAUAGCAAACGUCCCUGUCUACCAUUAAUUUGCAGCACCCAGCUUAACACACUUGAACUGGGCAUCUCUGGAGUGCACACUCUGGUGCUUUCCAGAGAUGCCCAGUUCAAAUGCUUUGGAGACCUGGGAGCCUUGCAGGAGCACACAGUCCAGCACACAUCUGAAGGAAGGGUUACCCGAUGGUAGGUUACGCUGUGCCACUUUGCAUAUAGACAUACCCUUCCCUUCUUUUCCAGUCCAUAGCAAAUGUCCCUGCCUACUCUUAAUUUUCCCCCAGCAUAUACAAUCCAUACCCUCACUCCCAUCUGAAAACUGAUACCAGUCCACUCCCCCCCACACCCUAAGAAACCCAUACAAUUUAUAAUUGUAAAAAAGAAAAUAGAAGUCACUGCUUUAGGGCUACCAUCUGAAAGACAGAGGAGGAGAAGCCAACAAGGAUAUGUCUUUCACUUCAAACCCUAGGGUGGAUGUUCUAGCCCAGGUCAAUUACCCUAUCUAUCCUUACCUUCUUGAAUCAACUUCCCUGCAAGUGGGGAAAAAAAUAAGAAAUGUAAAUCACCACAUUAGCCUACAUUUCUGUCUAUGAAAAGCUUUGCAUUUGUACAUAAAUUACCUUGUAGAUAAAAUACAGAAAAAGAAAAGGGGGAUGUGGACCAGUUCCCCUUGUGAUGACCUGCUUGACUGGUGUUAAGGGUUGCACCAUGACCCAGAACUAUUCUCUUGUCAACAGUGGUUGUCACUCUAGAACCCAUCUACAGAGAUCCUGCAUGCAUUGUUACAUUCUCUUACCCAGGAUACUCAAGACUUAUGUGAUUGCUAAGUUUCAGCAGCUGCUACAGUCUACUGAUGGCCUCAUGCUUUUAUUUUUAUUUUGGAAUCAAUUACUCUGUAUCAACUCUGAUUUAUAAAAUGUUUUGCUUGGUGGGUGGAGGGUCAAGAUUAUUGUGUAUUGGUUACUUUUCCACAACCUCAUCACUGUAGUAGCAGUGUAUGCAUAUCAGGAAAUGGAACCGGUACAGGGAACAGAACAGACAAAAAUUGAGGACCAGAAUCAGAACCAGGAACGAAAGUGAUCUAUACUUUUCCGGAACAGAACCGUUAUUUUAAAAGCAUGGGAACCGGUUAAUAACAUUAUUU